Penicillium subrubescens is the source of this 360-nucleotide messenger RNA. RefSeq lists its product as uncharacterized. NCBI's taxonomy places the organism in Eukaryota, Fungi, Ascomycota, Eurotiomycetes, Eurotiales, Aspergillaceae. The transcript has a single exon. The coding region runs from base 1 to 360 and encodes 119 amino acids. The record is from RefSeq and is a predicted model, not a curated record.
AUGCCUCGGAUACUCCGUGAUCACGGUCGAGGAAUUGUCGUCACUAAGGGCCAGAGGCAAGGUAUCGCCCCCAUUCUGGCUGGUAUCGGUACGUAUUCGGAAUAUGCGCUUCAGUUGACGACUAAUCGCCUCAAGUCUAUGAACGACAUGUACUCUUUGGAAAUCAUUUCUAUGGCUACUUGGUGGUAUGCCUUGACCUGCUUUUUUAAGCUGGAAUCCACAAAUUCCUUCAUGAACGAUGACAACCUUUACUUUGGACUGCGAUCGCUAUACAAGCGCGCAAUGUCGUUACCGAUGGCACCAAAUCGGGGCUUGUCGAUAAGUGCUUAUUUUGCUCUCUCUUCCUGGAAUUAUCGUUGA